CUGUGCCCUACCGCGCCUUGCCAGAUGCUUCUCUUGCCACUGGUUGUUAUUGUUCACACUGCUUCGUACUUCGAGUAUGAACGUCGAUCGUACGCCACCCUUCUCACUCAAAAAUUAGGCCCGAUCCUGUGGUGAACAGGCCAGCGUACCUUACGACAGCUUAAUGGCUCACAAUCCCACAUCUCAGUCCGCACUGGCUCGUGCUCAGGCUCUUGGGCAGCUCACUGAGAACGAGAUAUUCUGGCGGGACCGCCAGCCUUGGCUACAGGAGCGUGGAUAUAUGCUUCGUCCUAGAUACAGGCCGGACUGGAAGCCAUCGUGGGAAGGAACAACCAAGUUACCUCUGUUCUGCGAGGAUGGACGCAUGCUCAGCAAUCCUCAUAUCCUUGAUGCGACCCGUGUCUCGGACGGAGCUCUUGUCACACUCAAGAUGAUUGAAAUUUCUGUGCACCCGUACGAAGUCGAGAUAGCCCGGAUGUUCUGCGAGGAACCGUUGAAGUCGGAUCCGCGCAAUCACUGCGUGCAGGUCAUCGAGGUGUUACAAGAUCCGAUUGACCACAACAUUUGCCUCAUCGUCAUGCCCUUUCUGAAGACCUACAACAAGCCGAAGUUCGGUACGGUCGGCGAGGCGGUGGAGUUCUUUCGCCAAGCGUUGGAGGGCUUACAAUUUAUGCAUCAAAAUCGAGUCGCACACCGCGACAUUUCAUCGCUCAAUGUCAUGAUGGAUCCUUCACCGUUGUACCCGAAGCUGUACCACCCUACCGAUGCACACAUGACUCGAGACUACAGCGGGAGGGUAAAGCCAUACACACGUACUGAACACCCGACGAGGUAUUACUUCAUCGACUUCGGCCUUUCUAGGAAAUAUAGCCCAGAGGUAGAACACCCCCUCGAACUGCCAAUAAUGGGGGGCGACAAGACCGUGCCGGAGUUUCAAGGCGAUGGCUACGACAAAGCAAGCGACCCGUUUGCGACCGACGUAUACUAUCUUGGAAAUCGGUUUCGAGAGGAGUUCCUCAAGAAGUUCAAGGGACUCGAAUUCGCGGACGAGCUGGUGACGGCAAUGGUUGCAGACGAUCCCCAGAAGCGACCGACUGCUGACGAAGCCGCGAAGCGCUUUGCGGUCAUCCAGCGCAAGCUUCCCUGGUGGAAACGUCGUCAGCGGCUGGUCUCGCGCAAGGAGGGCCCUAUACUCCGGGGCUUCAGGGGCAUCGGACACAUCAUCCGGACAACGGCUUACGUGUUGCUUCGUUUACCUGCAGUCCCUACACCUCCCGCUUCCUGAACCGUACCUCAUCACACAGUCAUUACUCAGAUACCCAGCUCAUCUUUGCUUUGCUGUCUUGCUUUAGUCACUUU
This is a messenger RNA of Rhodofomes roseus, 1359 nucleotides long. Its product is annotated as kinase-like domain-containing protein. The record is from RefSeq and is a predicted model, not a curated record. The transcript is spliced from 5 exons. Gene Ontology annotation, molecular function: protein kinase activity; ATP binding. NCBI's taxonomy places the organism in Eukaryota, Fungi, Basidiomycota, Agaricomycetes, Polyporales, Fomitopsidaceae. The coding region runs from base 164 to 1285 and encodes 373 amino acids. Gene Ontology annotation, biological process: protein phosphorylation.